This is a messenger RNA of Scaptodrosophila lebanonensis, 1005 nucleotides long. RefSeq lists its product as uncharacterized. NCBI's taxonomy places the organism in Eukaryota, Metazoa, Arthropoda, Insecta, Diptera, Drosophilidae. The transcript is spliced from 6 exons. The record is from RefSeq and is a predicted model, not a curated record. The coding region runs from base 241 to 930 and encodes 229 amino acids.
ACAACAGCAGCAGCAGCAGCAGAGCCAGACAAUCCGCCAGAUACUUUUCACAGUUCCAGUCUCAGAUACAAAGAUUCAAGCGCGGCUUAGCGAUCGCAAAUUCAGUGCUAAACCGAAAGGCAACGCGUACGGACGUUUUUUCUACAACACAAUUCAAAAUUAAAGUGCCAAAUUCUGAAAGUGAAGUAAACAGACAAAGCAAAUUAAAGAAAGAAUAAAAAAAGAACGCGCAGCCAAAAGAUGUUUGCUGUAAUUGGAGUAUUUUGCUUGCUGCAAGCAACUCUGGCACCUGCGCAGUUGAUUACCUUUCGCGAUGGCAAAGUAGGCGUUAAUUUUGCAGGCUAUCAUGCGGAUGCAGGCUUGGGCGGCCUGUUGACCGGAAAUUCAGCGCAUGGCGGCCUCAGUGCCUCCGCCGGAACACCUUGGGGUUCACGUGCCGCCGCCGGCAUUGGCGGCGAUCUUAACGGACGCACUGCAGGAGUUGCGUAUGCGGGUGCUCAAGCAAAUCCUGAUGUUGGCGCUAGUGCUGUCCUUUCCGGAAGUGUGGGCGAGCGUGGCUAUGCAGGCGCCGAAGCGCACUCAAAUGGCAAAGUGUCUGGAAAGCAUUACAGUGUACAACAACAAGGCACUGAUGCUCCUCCGGCAAUUGCAAUCCCAGAGGAACAGCAACACGAAGAGCCCAGCCAUGUGCAGAAAAUUAAGCCCCCAAAGAAAUACUCGCUUAUUAGGCCCGAAGUGGUAUCACGAAGUAAUGCCAAGGCGGUUCACGCAAAAUCCGUCCAGAAACCUGUAUACCAAUCCUUUGCACCACAAAGCGAGGCUAACCCAGUGUGGUUAGGACUUCAGAUUCCCAUUGGCAUUCUGCAGUCCUUGCAGAACAGCAUUGGUGGAUUGCCCGCCCCACAACCCCCCGCAUCGUAUCGUGGCUAAAUAAAUAAAUACCUGUCGUCGUAUAUAAACGAGUCAAGAAAUAAAUACUUAAGAAGUUGUUUCUUGAAGGCUAAA